Harpia harpyja (harpy eagle) is the source of this 2612-nucleotide messenger RNA. Its product is annotated as E3 ubiquitin-protein ligase HUWE1-like. Gene Ontology annotation, molecular function: ubiquitin-protein transferase activity. Lineage: Eukaryota; Metazoa; Chordata; Aves; Accipitriformes; Accipitridae. The record is from RefSeq and is a predicted model, not a curated record. Gene Ontology annotation, cellular component: nucleus; Golgi membrane. Gene Ontology annotation, biological process: Golgi organization; membrane fusion; protein polyubiquitination.
CGGGUGGCGGUGGUCCGGCGAGUCCGGCGAUGCAAAGCGGGGAAUGUCGGGAAUGCGACGGUGGCGGGAGGCGGCGGCGGCGGAGCGGCUGGUGGUGAGUCCAAGAGCGCCAAGUCCCCGGGGCCGAAGGGACCCGAGGGGGGGGGCGGCGGUGGCAGCGCCGACCCCCGGAUGGCGGCAACGGGCUUGACCGAGAGCCAGCUCCAACUCUCCGUCGAGGUGCUGACGUCACACUCGUGCUCGGAAGAAGGGUUGGAGGACGCGGCCAACGUCCUCCUGCAGCUUUCGCGGGGGGACGCCGCCACCCGCGACACCGUCCUGCGGCUUUUGCUCAGCGGCGCCCGGCAGUUGGGGGCCACCCUCUGUCGACAGAUUGGGACCUUGCUGGCGGAAUUACGGGAAUACAACCUGGAACAGCAACGACGGGCGCAGAGCGAGGCUCCUUCUCCCGAGGGGCUCCCCGAGGAGCAGCCCCCCAGCGCCAAGCUCAAGGGGAAGAUGCAGAGUCGGUUUGACACGGCAGAGAGCGUGGUGAUCGUGGCCUCACAGAAGCGGGCGCUGGGCGGGCGGGAGCUGCAGCUCCCCUCCAUGUCGGUCCUCACCUCCAAGACCUCGACGCAGCGCUUCUUCCUCCGCGUCCUGCAGGUCAUCAUCCAGCUCCGCGACGACACCCGCCGCGCGCACAAGAAAGCCAAACAGGCCGGCCGCCUGGGUGCCGGGGGCCUCGGGGCGGCUGGCAGCAUCCAGGCAGCCGUCCGGCAGCUGGAGGCCGAGGCCGACGCCAUCAUACAAAUGGUACGUGAGGGCCAGAGGGCCCGGAGGCGGCAGCAGGCAGACACGUCGGAGGCCGGGCAGGCGGACAGCGCUCCCCGUCGCGACGAGUCGCCCAUGGACGUGGACCAGCCCUCGCCCGCCCCGCAGGACGCCCCCUCCGUGGGCUCGGAGGGUUCGCAGGGGGGGGAGCGGGACGAACGCCCCCCCGAGCUGCCCCUGCUGAGUGAGCAGCUUUGCCUGGACGAGCUCUGGGACAUGCUGGGAGAGUGCCUGAAGGAGCUGGAGGAGUCCCACGACCAGCACGCCGUCCUUGUGCUACAGCCAGCGGUGGAGGCUUUUUUUCUGGUGCACGCCACGGAGCGGGAGAGCAAGCCGCCGGUGCGGGACACGCGGGAGAGCCAGCUGGCCCACAUCAAGGACGAGCCCCCCCCUUUGUCACCCGCCCCCCUCACCCCUGCCACCCCCUCUUCCCUCGACCCCUUCUUUUCCCGAGAACCUUCCUCCAUGCACAUCUCGGCCAGCCUGCCCCCCGACACCCAGAAAUUCCUACGCUUCGCUGAGACCCACCGGACGGUGCUGAACCAAAUCCUGCGUCAAUCCACCACCCACUUGGCCGACGGUCCCUUCGCCGUCCUGGUUGACUACAUCCGCGUCCUCGACUUCGAUGUCAAGCGCAAGUAUUUCCGACAGGAACUAGAGCGGCUGGACGAGGGGUUGCGGAAGGAGGACAUGGCCGUCCACGUCCGUCGCGACCACGUCUUUGAGGAUUCCUACCGUGAGCUGCACCGCAAAUCCCCUGAGGAGAUGAAGAACCGCCUGUACAUCGUGUUCGAGGGCGAGGAGGGCCAGGACGCGGGGGGUCUCCUGCGGGAGUGGUACAUGAUCAUCUCGCGGGAGAUGUUCAACCCCAUGUACGCCCUGUUCCGUACCUCGCCGGGUGACAGGGUCACCUACACCAUCAACCCCUCCUCCCACUGCAACCCCAACCACCUCAGCUAUUUUAAGUUUGUGGGGCGCAUCGUGGCCAAGGCCGUUUACGACAACCGUCUCCUGGAGUGUUAUUUCACCCGUUCCUUCUAUAAGCACAUCCUGGGCAAGUCUGUCCGGUACACGGACAUGGAGAGCGAGGACUACCACUUCUACCAGGGCCUGGUGUACCUGCUGGAGAACGACGUCUCCACCCUGGGCUACGACCUCACCUUCAGCACCGAGGUGCAGGAGUUUGGGGUGUGCGAGGUGCGGGACCUGAAGCCCAACGGAGCCAACGUGCUGGUGACGGAGGAGAACAAGAAGGAGUACGUCCACCUCGUCUGCCAGAUGCGCAUGACCGGAGCCAUCCGGAAGCAACUAGCCGCCUUUUUGGAGGGUUUCUACGAGAUCAUCCCCAAACGCCUCAUCUCCAUUUUUACGGAGCAAGAGCUGGAGCUUCUCAUCUCGGGGCUGCCCACCAUCGACAUCGAUGACCUCAAGGCCAACACCGAGUACCACAAAUACCAGGGCAACUCCAUCCAGAUCCAGUGGUUCUGGCGAGCGUUGAGAUCUUUCGACCAAGCGGACCGAGCCAAAUUCCUGCAGUUUGUGACGGGAACCUCCAAGGUGCCGCUGCAGGGUUUUGCCGCCCUGGAAGGAAUGAACGGCAUUCAGAAAUUCCAGAUUCACCGCGACGACCGGUCUACCGAUCGACUGCCCUCCGCUCACACCUGCUUUAACCAGCUGGACCUGCCGGCAUACGAGAGCUACGAGAAGCUGCGACACAUGUUGCUGCUCGCCAUCCAGGAGUGCUCCGAGGGCUUCGGGCUGGCGUAGCCGUGGCGGGGGGGGGGGGGGGGGGGGGGGGG